Messenger RNA from Hirsutella rhossiliensis, 1146 nucleotides. RefSeq names its product RNA polymerase rpb3/RpoA insert domain-containing protein. Gene Ontology annotation, cellular component: RNA polymerase III complex; RNA polymerase I complex. The record is from RefSeq and is a predicted model, not a curated record. NCBI's taxonomy places the organism in Eukaryota, Fungi, Ascomycota, Sordariomycetes, Hypocreales, Ophiocordycipitaceae. The transcript has 2 exons. Gene Ontology annotation, biological process: DNA-templated transcription. Bases 1 to 1146 code for a protein of 381 amino acids. Gene Ontology annotation, molecular function: DNA binding; protein dimerization activity.
AUGGCCCCGGCGCAGCAGGCAGACUGGCGCAAACCGCCCAGCGCGGCCGACCUGGAGCGUCGAAACACCGUCGGCAUCCACAAGGAGACGGUCACGGAUGUCACCUCCAUCGACUACCCCGGCCACGUCCCCGGCGAGGACAUGGCCUUCACCAUUGAGCGCUUCCAGUCGGCCUUUUCCGUAAACUUCCACCGCAACGACGCCGCCCACGCCUCCUUCUCCCUCGUCGGCCUCGACGCCUCGCUCGCAAACGCCUUCCGCCGCAUCCUCCUGGCCGAGAUCCCCACGCUCGCCGUCGAGAACGUCUACAUCGAGAACAACACCUCGGUCAUCCAAGACGAGGUCCUCGCCCACCGCCUCGGCCUCAUCCCCUUUGACGGCGGCCGCGAGGGCCUCCACAGCUUCCUCAAGUGGCACAAGAAGCCCGGCCCUGGCGAGGACCCCUACGCAAACUGCUUCGACUGGAACACGGUGCGCCUCGAGCUCAACAUCACUUGCUCCCACAACAAGGACGCCGCCCCGGAUGAGAGGGACCCGGCCCACGCCUUCCACAACGCAAACGUCUACGCCCGCGACAUUGUCUUUGUGCCCACGGGCAAGCAGGCCGACUACUUUUCCGGUGACGACGCCAUCCGGCCCGUCAACCCGGACAUUCUCAUUGCCAAGCUGCGCCCGCGCCAGACCAUCAACCUGUCCAUGCACAUGCACAAAGGCAUCGGCGCAGACCACGCAAAGUUCUCGCCCGUCGCCACCGCCUCGUACCGCCUCAUGCCCACCAUCACCAUCACAAAACCCAUCCUCGGCCCCGACGCCGAAAAGUUUGCCCGCUGCUUCCCCGAGGGCGUCAUCGGCCUCACAAAGGUGUCCAAGAAGGAGGCCGCCCAGGUCGGCACCGCCUACGAGGGCCGCGCCGGCGACGCCAAGGCCGUCGUCGUGGACCCCAUGAAGGACACGGUCAGCAGGGAGUGCCUGCGGCACGCCGAGUUUGAAGGCAAGGUCAAGCUGGGCCGCAGGAGAGACCACUUCAUCUUCUCCAUCGAGAGUACCGGGCAGUGGGACAGUGACGAGCUCUUCCUCGAGGCUGUCAAGCACCUCAAGCUCAAGUCUCAGAAGCUUGAGCAGCAGGUCAUCAACAUGACGCGGUGA